AAUGUCAGCUUACUGUUCAAGUUGUACUGCCUCACGGUGAUGACCCUGGUUGCUGCAACAUACACAGUUGCAUUGCGGUACACAAGGACAGUGGGGACAGAACUGUACUUUUCAACGACGGCUGUGUGCAUCACUGAAGUUAUCAAGUUGUUCUUGAGCGUGGGCAUCUUGGCUAAAGAAACUGGAAGUCUGGCAAGGUUAAUAACAUCUUUAAAAGAAAAUGUAUUUGGAAGCCCUACAGAACUGCUAAAAUUAAGUGUUCCGUCUUUGGUAUAUGGUCUCCAGAAUAAUAUGGCGUUUGUGGCUCUUAGCAACUUGGAUGCAGCAGUUUACCAGGUGACAUACCAGUUGAAGAUCCCUUGUACAGCUUUAUGUACAGUCCUAAUGCUAAACCGUACGCUUAGUAAGUUGCAGUGGUUCUCUGUCUUCAUGCUGUGUGGUGGUGUUACCCUUGUUCAGUGGAAGCCUGCUCAGGCUACGAAAGUACAGGUGGAGCAGAAUCCAUGGCUCGGGUUUGGAGCCAUUGCUGUUGCUGUAUUGUGUUCAGGAUUUGCAGGAGUUUAUUUUGAGAAGGUCUUGAAGAGUUCAGAUACUUCCUUGUGGGUGAGGAAUAUUCAGAUGUACUUAUCUGGGAUUGUGGUGACUUUAUUUGGUGUGUACAUGUCAGACGGAGCCCAAGUCCUUGAGAAAGGGUUUUUCUAUGGCUAUACCUACUACGUCUGGUUUGUCAUCUUUCUGGCCAGCGUAGGUGGCCUCUACACUUCGGUCGUUGUUAAGUACACAGAUAACAUUAUGAAAGGCUUUUCUGCAGCAGCAGCCAUUGUUCUUUCAACUGUGGCAUCAGUCGCCCUCUUUGGCCUCCAGAUAACUGUUACCUUCUCUCUGGGUGCCCUCCUGGUGUGUGUUUCUAUUUACCUCUACGGAUUACCUCGACAAGACACCACAAAAAUCCAGCUAUCAGAAACAAAGAGCUCAAAAGAGAGGCUUGCUACUGUGUGACGUUGUCCAUAGAAAUGGACAGGCAGGCAAGCGGAAAAAAUGGACUUCUUUAAAAAAAAAAAAAAAGGCAUUUUUUUUAAAUUAGCCUUAAGCUAGUCAUGGAAUGGUUGAAGUGGGAUAGACUAAAAGCAGAAGUUAGUUCU
Molecule: messenger RNA, 1142 nt
Organism: Nestor notabilis (Kea)
Lineage: Eukaryota; Metazoa; Chordata; Aves; Psittaciformes; Psittacidae
Gene: SLC35A1
Product: solute carrier family 35 (CMP-sialic acid transporter), member A1
Exons: 7
Coding region: 40-999 (319 amino acids)
Biological process (GO): pyrimidine nucleotide-sugar transmembrane transport
Cellular component (GO): Golgi membrane
Molecular function (GO): pyrimidine nucleotide-sugar transmembrane transporter activity
Source: RefSeq, a predicted model, not a curated record